AUGAAAAACGCGCCAGCACGACGUAUGACUUGGUGGCUGUAUGCGCUCGACAAGACGAACGCGAUAGUGACGACGCUGACGGCGGGCGUCCUGCUCUACACGCGGUCCGCGGGCGUCGCGUACUUCACCGCGGGUGCGGUCCUCUGCUCGCUCACCGUCAAGGUCCUCAAGCGGUGCCUCCGCCAACCACGGCCGGUCAUCACAGUGAACGGCAAGCGGAAGAAGACAUACGGGAUGCCGAGCACGCACUCUGCGGUGAUCACGUACUUCGCGGCGUAUAUCACCCUCGCGUGCGCGUACCUCCCGAUCCACCCCUCGCUGCCCGCGUCGCCCGCGCUCUCGCGCGUGCUGCCGCCGCUGGUGGUGGUGCCGUUGGCGAGCACGAUCGCGCUGUCGCGGAUAUGGCUCGGGCACCAUACGUGGCCGCAGGUCACUGUGGGGGUCGCGCACGGGCUGCUCUUCGCGCCGUUGUGGUUCAAGUUGUGGACAGACGGGUGGAGCGAGUACGGGCGGAUGGUGGAGGAUGCGAUGCCUAUAUGA
Trametes versicolor FP-101664 SS1 is the source of this 540-nucleotide messenger RNA. RefSeq names its product PAP2-domain-containing protein. NCBI's taxonomy places the organism in Eukaryota, Fungi, Basidiomycota, Agaricomycetes, Polyporales, Polyporaceae. The transcript is spliced from 3 exons. Gene Ontology annotation, molecular function: sphingosine-1-phosphate phosphatase activity. The record is from RefSeq and is a predicted model, not a curated record. The coding region runs from base 1 to 540 and encodes 179 amino acids.